UUGUCCCUCCCGGCUUCCUUAGAAGAUUUGUUGUGGUUUGUUGUAUCCGGAAGAAGAUUUCAAGUUAGCUUGUUGGCUAAUACAACUUCUUGCGUAUAUGUUAUAAUAGGUUAAUCAGGUUGUCUGUAUGAAUCGCUUGUAACAAAAAGUAUGCGAUUGCACUCGUAAUUCGUAUCAGAAGCUGGUGCUUGCUUUCUGCUGGUGGUGUAUUUCCUCUGUAUGAUGUUGUAGUCAGCCAACCUCCUGUAGCUAAAUGAUAAGGUGCAGCAUGAAAACAGUGAUAAUGAGGCAGUGUGUUCUCCAUGGACCUCGUGGAUCAUGUCUCUGAUCCUGUUUGCCUUUUUGGUUCGUGUGAGGGAUGGACUCCCUCUGUCGGCCUCCACAGACUUUGAACACAACAGAGAGCUCCAGGAGAGGAAGCAGCAGCUCAGGACCAUCAGCAAGGCACUGGCCCGUUUCCCUGAUAGAGGGACCGUCAAGGGCCAAGAACUUAACAUAUACUUCGUCUCUUCGGAGGGUGUAUCCUACAUGACCGUGUGCCACUGCAGCCUCCCUGUUGCUAAGGCCUUCUGCUUCCUGGAAGAUCUGCGCUGGGAGUUCACAGCAUGCUUCAAUAGCACUGUUGUUGCCUUGGCAGCCAGGCCAUAUCCAUUUUUGGAAUUUGACAGCACCAUUCAGAAGCUGAAGCAGCAGUACAACCAGAGCGGCGGUCCGGCCCUGGAGGUGACUUUGGCAGAGGUCCAGGAGGAUUUGAGGAUCCAUCCACCGCAAGUAAUUACCUUGGAGGAAGUGGAGCUCACCAACGGCAUUGCGAAUGGGCACAUGGAGCAAGGUCCUGGAUCUGGUCAGAAUGUAAGACUCGAACCAGUGACAGCACCAGGCAUCCUCUCUCUGGUCCUAAAUAUCAUGUGUGCAUCUCUGAAUAUAAUCCGCGGUGUUCACCUCAUAGAGUACACAUUCCAGGAUGAUUAUGAAGGUAUUUGGAACGUUGUGGCAUUUCUUCUGGCGUUUGUCUGCUGUGUGCUUCAGUGCCACCUCUACCUGUUCCACUCAUCCCUGAAGAAGCCCAAGUCCUUCACUCUGCUGGGUGUGAUUGUUCUAUGCCACCUCUACCUGCUCGGCCUGAGGAACGUGUGGCAGCUGAUCUUCCACAUUUCAGUCGCCUCCCUCUCCACCCUCCUCAUCCUCACGCGCAAACUCCAAGACAGAAGCAAUGACUGUGGGGUCUGAGGAGCAGAAGAAGACUGUGUUGCACCUCUCACAGCUGUUUGUGCAGGUGAGAAUGGCAGGGAAGCAAAUGGCUCAAUCCACAUGACUUCUGAGGAUGCCCUGUGGAUUUUUGACACAAAACAUAUUCAAGAUUUUUGGUGUCAUCAUGGAAAAUUAUAUUACAAGCUAGUAGUUUCUUGUAUACAGUAUGUACUUGCACUUUGUGUACAUUUGGUUGAAGACAAAGAGUGAAAUGCAGUUCUUUGCAAAACUGGAAGUGUCUGCAAACAGAUACUAACACAAGCGUCAAGGAGACAUCUUUUUUUAGAGGAAAAUGUUUGUGCCAUUUGUCCCAAAACAUUUUUUAAGAAAAUUGAGGUUUUUUUUAGUCAGAGGUGCUGACCAAAGUUUUUCAUGUAGAAACAAUAAUAUUGAAGCUGGUCAUGCGUGCUCACAUUCAUCUCAGUAUUAUUUCUGCUGCCACAGGAUGAUAAUUAUCUUUACAUCACCAGUUUGUAAUGCUAAGAGACAGCUGGUGAUCAGACAUUAAAUUAAAGUAGUAGAUAAUGCUUAUAUUUUUUCCCAUUAUUUGCCCAUUUGGCUGCAGUAAAAACCUUAAGGUCAAAAUGUAAAGCUGUGGGUUGUUUCAUGCCUUACUGUGUGACAAUGCAGUUUUUGUUUAAUUGUGUUGACUUCUGUACAGACACACCGGAAAGUGCUCAGCUAGUUAUUGCAAAGGUUCAGAUGUAAGGGCUCUGUUAUUUAAUGAUAACUACAUUCAAUACUGAGGGACUAUUAGUCUUGUAGUGAUGUACAACAUGAUGUUAAGGCAUAUUAUUUUAUGAUUGUCAACACAGUUUGUGAUAAUGGGAGACUUUCACCACAUCAGCUCCAUUUAAAACAUUUUUAUACAAUCAAAACAAAUUUUCGUUUGUCUUUAUCUUUUUCUACUGAUCUCUGCGUCGUCUAAAUGUAAACUGUGGGUAAGAAUAUGAGAGCACUGAUUUUAAAUUUGUUGGAUAAAUGUUUGACUGCACUAAUAGGCUUAGGAUUUUUUGUGUUGGCUAUGGAAAUUGUCCUUGAAUGUGUUGCAUAUCCAGUUCAACUAUUUAUAUCCUGACUUAUGUUUACUUGGUUAUUUUUUUUUGUAUUGCUUCAGGGUUUAUAAGGGUCUAUGUUUGAAUAGAAAAGUAGUGCUACUAAGUAUAAGUCUCCAGUUUCUAAACAUUUUUUGUGUAUUUAGCUUCUUAGACAUUCAUUUACUUAAUAGCUAAACAGUUGCACUAAUGACUGUUAAAAAGACAGUUCAUGUCAAUUAAAAAAAAAAACUUUUUAAACCUGAUUACUCAAGAUAAUCCACAGAUCUUGUUGUGAGCAGUUUCAUUAAGGAACUAUUUUAUUUCUACUGAACUACAACAACAACUGCAACUACUGCAAGUGCCGUCUAGAGCCCCUAUACUGGAGAGUAGGCAGGUAUCUCUAUGGCUGAUAUCUCAAACACGGCAACUUACACCAAAACAAUCUAGAUUUAUAAUUAACACCACGAGUUAAAACGGAAAAUAUGUUGUUUUUUUAUUUCGGGGUGAAUUGUCCCUUUAAGCUAGGGAAGUAAAUUAUUAGUUUAGGUCAAGUAGCAUUGUGGCAUUGUGUCUUUUUUAGACUAUUUAAUCAAGAAAGUUGGAGGGUAUUUGAAUGAAAAACAAAUAGUUCAUCUCAUCCGACAAUCCAAACGUCCUUCACAAUAAUGUACAAAUAGUUUUGGAUAAAAAGUCACUUUUUUUAGCUUUUAGGUUACAAAGGGUGGGGUAAUUACGGGAAGUAUAAAAUGUAGUGUGACUGCAGAUAAAGUUGAUCAUCUUAUUAGUCAAUUUUCAAUUUGUUCUGAAGUUUGUUGUACUUUUUUUUGGUAUUUUGGUAAAUUACAGACAGGCUCAGUGACUUUUGAUGCUAUGAGAGGAUUGAACUCUUGAACUUAAAUGAGGUUUUCUUCAACAGGAUCAAUUUAGAUUACUGCAAAUAAGUGAAACUCAAUCGUAUUUUCUGUGCACGACAUUGGUGAAGCUGUAAUAUUUUUGAUACAAAUGAGGUUUUAAUGACCCACCAUUUCCACUGUAGCCUGCAAGUUGUCGACCAAAUGAAUUGUAAUAUAACAAUGUUCUAAAAGAUGUAGAACCAAAUAAUGUGGGGGAUAUUUUAACACUUGAAAUGGAAAUGAAGGAUAAUUUUGUUGAUUAUGAAGGUUUCUAACAUACAGUAGAAAUAUACUGUACAAUUGAAGCAUGUGGCAACCUACUCUUAAUAUUUCUUUUAUCAACAUCUUAAGUCUUAAGUCUGAGUACAGUAAACUGAAUAUCAUUCAGGUUCAGAUCUGAUGUAUGUUUAAUAGGACAUUCAAUACAAAAUGCAGUGAGAAUGAAGUUAUAUGUUAUUACACUUACAUGAGGUUGAUUCAGUGGUUUUUUGUGGCUGCAACCUGUUUGUAACAAUGGAGCAUAAUGGAACAAUGUCAUUCAUUGUAACUGCCAAAUACGCUGGUGAUUACAGGGCUUUAUUUUUUCCUGCUGUGGUAAAACUGACAUUUCAUUAAUAAAUAGUGUCUUUUUUUCCA
Plectropomus leopardus (leopard coralgrouper) is the source of this 3817-nucleotide messenger RNA. It is a transcript of the gene sec22c, whose product is annotated as SEC22 homolog C, vesicle trafficking protein. Gene Ontology annotation, biological process: endoplasmic reticulum to Golgi vesicle-mediated transport. Lineage: Eukaryota; Metazoa; Chordata; Actinopteri; Perciformes; Serranidae. The record is from RefSeq and is a predicted model, not a curated record.